GUAAAUGACGUAAACGGAAAUAAAGAGCGCGGUGUUUGAACGUUGUCAGUCCUCCAGAAAACAAAGUAGGCUGUUGAACUGAAAAGCUUUUCUUCAAAACAGAAAACGUUUUAAUAAUGAGGAAAAGCAGCAUGGGUAGUAGUGGAAGUGGUCGAAGCAGAACAUUCUCAAUUAAAGGGCGCCCUAGUGAAGAUUUGGUGUUUGACGAAUUCGGGUUUGCACUGGUCAAAAGAAAGGACCAAAAACGUCAACAUCGAUGUCACAAUUACAGGUAUCCCCAACUCGAUGCAUCCAGGGUAAAGGAUUUGUGUGAACUUCUCAGCUACUGGAAUGGAUCCAGUUUCAUCUGCAGAAGCCAGAUUGAACGUUUUGUGAGAAUGGGAAUCCCUUCAUCUUUAAGAGGGCGAGUGUGGAAGUGCCUUCUCAACACUGAAAACAUGAGAGAGUCCAGUGUUUUCAACUAUCAGAAAUGUUUGGAUCAGAUCAGAGGGUCCCUGGUUGAACUAGGAGUUAGUGAAUACAGCAUUAUCUCCGCUAUUGCUACUUUAAAUGACACAGAGAAUGACCUGGGAUACAACCGCCCAGCCUGCUUACCUCCGAAUCCGGCAUAUUCCACCGCAGAUGUCACUAUAUUUCGUCAGAUUGCUCUGGAUCUGCAGAGAUCAUUCCCAACCCAUCGCUCUCUGAUGGGUGAGAGUCCUGAAGCAAUCGAAGGUCAGGCCAAGCUCUUCAGAGUCCUCAUUGCUUAUGCCAAGUACAACCCUGAGAUUGGGUAUAGUCAAGGGAUGUCCUACAUUGCUGCAGUUCUCCUUAUGAACCUAAGCGAAGAGGAGGCGUUUUGGGCUCUAGUUGUUCUGCUAGAGAAUCCAAAAUAUCUGACAGCACUGUUUGACCUCUCUGGGAAAAAGAUCCAGCAUCAAGCGAUGGUGUUUCACCAGUUCCUCAAGCACCGGCAACCCCAGCUCUCUAAGCACAUUGGGGAUGUCGGGGUGUCAUCCAUCCAUUUUGUCACGCCUUGGUUCCUAACCCUGUUCACCUCGCUGCCCUGCUGGGACUCUGUGCUGGCCAUAUGGGACCUCUUCAUGUUGCACGGUCUCUCGGCUGUGUUCCGCACUGGCCUCACCCUCAUCCAGCUCCUGGAGUCUCGGCUCCUGAGUCUGACCGACGAGGCUGCUGUUCUGCCUCUGCUGCUGAGGGUGCCUGUGGAUGUCUGUCAGCACAAUGUCCUGCUCCCAGCCCUGUGGAGCACCCAGGUUCAGGACUGGGAGAUUAAGUGCAUGAAUAGCCUGGUGUUGGAGGAGAAUGACGAGGGACACCACCAAGGCAAGACUGAGUGGUCUACGCCGCUUUCACCGCAGCCACGGCCCGCUAAAGCGAAGGAACCGGAGGCGUGUGUUGAUGGACCUGCGCCGGAAGCCAAGAAGUCUGGAAAGAAGGAUUCAUCUGCGACCGGUCCUAAGAACAUUUUCAGUCGUCUUGUGCAGGUGGCCCAGUGCCUCCUGCUGGAUAAAGGUCAUCGGAGUGGGAGGAGUAAACCCUCCCCUGCCAGGCGUCGUUCCUCCAAGGCCAGCAGGACCUCCUCAAUCAACCAGUCACAGAUCAGAGCCAAGAGGAGGAGUCUGGCUCAGCAGGGAGGUGGGAGUCUGGCUGAGGGGGGAACCACUCCCACCCUGGUCUCCGAGGGGUCAGUCAAAGACAGCAGGCCCAAGGCCGCAGUGUUCAGGAGGAUGUGUUCUGGUCCCGUGGGCCGUGUGGCCCGUAGACGCAGCAGCAGCAGCCAGUCCCCCCGGAUCAAGUCCAUCGGUGUCCUCCGGCCCCGGACCACCCAGAAACCGCCAGAACCCCCCCAGAACCCGUCUCCCUGUGACCCAGCCCAGAACCUCCGGAAGCUGGAGCGGUCAUCUCCAAGCCAGCCUGAAUGUAGCCUGAAUGAGACUGCCAACCCUGCGAGGAUGACUGAAGAGUCCCAACUCAUCUGAGGGAUGGUAGAGAAACCACACGGGCCAUUACCGUAUUACGCUCACGCAUGGAAGAUCCAACCAUCCUGGAUGAUUCCUCACAGUUGUCCCCUAGCCCUUCCCCAUCCUGUUACCCAGCAUUUCAUUCCUAGGGGUAGUGUUGGCUGUCACUGUUUAAUCCCUCAGUCCUCUGGUGUGUGUGGGUGUGUGUAAGGCUACUGCAGGGGAGGGUUUGCUGGGUCCUACACACACACAUACAGUUGCAACAGUUCAAUGCUACGUGUGGGAGUGUAUGUUCGGUGCAAAACCCGCUGCUGGAAUUCUUUCUCCGCUGGAGCUGUUUAUUUUUCUCUUGUCGGUUGAUAGGUUUGGUUUUAUAGUGUUUGUAUUUCUUUUUCUCUUAUUGUCUAAAUAAAUCUUUUA
Messenger RNA from Esox lucius (northern pike), 2381 nucleotides. RefSeq names its product TBC1 domain family member 10A. The record is from RefSeq and is a predicted model, not a curated record. The transcript has 15 exons. NCBI's taxonomy places the organism in Eukaryota, Metazoa, Chordata, Actinopteri, Esociformes, Esocidae. Bases 117 to 1979 code for a protein of 620 amino acids.